AUGUCAUUGGACGAACAACUCCUGAGGAUGAGAGCAAUUAAGUUGUUAAAGGGUAUACUCGUUAUGGGUAAAGAAUACACCCAAGAAGAUAUCCUUACUCGAGAGCAAAACUUUCGUGUAUUCCUCAAUGGAAUCAAGUUCUGGAACCCAACGAAAUCGCAACUUGAGCUUCAAGCAUUCAAGAAUGAAUGUGUCGCCGCUUAUGUGGGAAACAAGAACUGUUCUGACCCGGAUGCCUUUAUUCCUUCGAGGGCACGAAUCCAAAGAAUCAUCGAUGACAGAAGGAAGCUGGACAGCAAUCCUAACGCUUCUAUAGAAAAGCCAGAAAGCUUUCCUGGACCAGCACCCACGUGGAAACACAGGGUACGCAACAACUACCGUGUUGACGGUCAAAGCGUCUCGGUGAAGUGCGGAGAAAGUUGGGAGGAGCUGACUCCAUUCGAGGAGUGUUUCGCCCUGUUCAUCGAAUGCCAUAUUCCAAGGGAAAAAGACGCGCGACAUAGAGGGAGAGACACUACCUAUGGAAUCAUAUCGGCGGGGGAACAAGGACUGGGCUUCCAAAGCACAAAAAGGAAGGCUGGAGCAAACCCACAGCUUCUUUUAGCCCCUGUUCCGCCCGCCCUUGUUCCGCCCGCCCUUGUUCCGCCCGCCCUUGUUCCGCCCGCCCUUGUUCCGCCCGCCCCCGCUGCGUUUGGCCCGGUUCCUAACAUCCCGGUUCCUGACGUUCCGUCUCCUCAACAUGAGGACCGUUACGAUCGGGUCCCUCAGGUUCAAGUUCAGGGUCCUUACGCAGCGGCUCCACUCAACCCGCCUCCUUUCGACCAGCCUCCCUUUCACCCCGCCAAUCCCGACCCCGCUUCGACCAGUGCUUUUGUAGCAUUGGCGAACUGGGAUGAAUUCUUUGGCGCACCAGACACCAGCUUCUCUUAA
This is a messenger RNA of Sclerotinia sclerotiorum 1980 UF-70, 930 nucleotides long. RefSeq lists its product with no specific name. Lineage: Eukaryota; Fungi; Ascomycota; Leotiomycetes; Helotiales; Sclerotiniaceae. Bases 1 to 930 code for a protein of 309 amino acids. The transcript has 3 exons. The record is from RefSeq and is a predicted model, not a curated record.